AUGGCCGACCCGAUAUCAAUAAUAUCCGCCGUGGAUUUCUGCUUCAAGUAUGGAGCAAUUCUGGUAGAACGCUGUUCUGCUUUCGCUCAUGCAGAGUCCGAGCUUUUUGAGCGUUCGGUCCGGGUGAAGAACUAUUGGGUCCGGGCCGAGAUCCAGUUGAAGUUGGUUCGAAGUAUUGCGCACACGCUGGACGAAGAACACCAGAUAGUACAGCAAGAGACGCUAGAGCUGCUCGGAAGCAAACUGAAGAUUGCUGUCAAUAGCAUUCAAUCUGUGACUAAGACGAAGGACGUGGAUGGUCAGGAAGUGCGACAAGUGCAGCGAUGGAAGUAUACGCUACUGCAACAGAGAAUCGACGGAGCCAUCCAGGAUCUAGAAAUUUGGCAGAAGAUGUUCGACCCUUCUUGGUAUUUGAUCAUGAAGGCUGCGACCGCUCAAAUCGAUGCCGAACUGCACACAUUCACCCGUGAGGGUCCAGUCGAAAGUCGUGCUCCAAUAACCGCCGCCCAAUCGCUCAGGAUGGCUCUCGACCCUACUGCGACCGGCAAUCUUCGAAUUUUCCUUCAUGAGGAUGGCAUCAAAUCGCUUCAACUUAGUCCUCUUCCUUUGUGCUCCGCGCAACUAGCACAACGGGAAGAUCCGUCCAAAUCACUCAUCCUGGAGCGAUUUCAUCCUUCUGCAGAUGUCAACAUCAAGCAGAUCGAGAAGGAUACUCGGGAUUUGGCAAGAAAGCUCGCCCAUUCGAGCCCUACUGAAUUCGGUCUUCUGAACUGCAAAGGGGUUGUGAAGCAUUCCAGCGACGACCCAUCCUCACGCAAUCCUGCUGCAUUCACGUUCAUUUUCAGAGUGCCGACUGGCUACUCAAAUCCUCGCAGCCUUCGUAGUUGUCUUGCGGAAAUGCAGGGAACAGACUCACUCUCCGAUCGGUUCAGGUUGGCGAAUGAAUUGGCGAGAUCAGUCAGCUACGUGCACACCUUCGGAUUUGUACACAAGAACAUCCGACCGGAGACAAUCCUGCUGUUAACCAAUGAUUCAUCUGUGGGAUCAGCAUUCCUGGUCGGGUUCGACAGUUUUCGCAUGGCCGAGGGGAGAACCCUGCGCAAGGGAGCUGCGGGAUGGGAAAGAAGUCUCUACCAACACCCUAGUCGAAUGGGACAGGUCGCCGCGGAAGAAUAUAUCAUGCAGCACGAUAUCUACAGUCUGGGCGUGUGCUUACUUGAGCUAGGCCUGUGGGAAUCGUUCGUGCAGUAUGAUGACAGGACGGGGCCUCUGCCUAAUGAUGGCUCCAGUUCCAAGCCGACCAGGAAUCCCGUUUUAGGAAAUGAUCUACCAUCUGUGCUUUUCAAGGAACACCUGCUCUCCCUGGCGCGUGGGGAGCUUCGCAGCAAGAUGGGAACCCGAUAUGCUGAAGUUGUUGAAACAUGUCUCACAUGCCUGGAUCCCGAGAAUGUGGACUUUGGUGAUGCAAAUGAGUUCCAGGACGAGGAUGGGAUUCAGGUGGGAGUGCGAUAUAUCGAGAAGGUGACCAUGAAACUCAACAACAUCUGUGUUUGA
Messenger RNA from Aspergillus affinis, 1554 nucleotides. RefSeq lists its product as uncharacterized. The record is from RefSeq and is a predicted model, not a curated record. Lineage: Eukaryota; Fungi; Ascomycota; Eurotiomycetes; Eurotiales; Aspergillaceae. Gene Ontology annotation, biological process: protein phosphorylation. Bases 1 to 1554 code for a protein of 517 amino acids. Gene Ontology annotation, molecular function: protein kinase activity; ATP binding. The transcript is spliced from 3 exons.